AUGCGUGCUUUCAUCGUCCUUUGCCUCGUGGCCCUGGCCAGCGCCGACAAACUGGGCUACAACUACCAGCCCGUGGCUCACUCCCCAUCCGGACUCAGCUUCCAGCCGUCGGGACUGGCCAGCAAUGAGGCGCCCAGCUUUGAACCAUCGGGAUUGGCCAGCAACGAUGCUCCCAGCUUUGCCGCUGGACCCUCCGCACCGAUCGACGGUCCCGUAGGAGCCUCUUCGUCUGGUUCCCCCAACUACGCCGCUCCCCAGGCUGAGCUGGAGAAGGAGUUCUUCACCUACACCGCCGACGAGGGUGAUUUCAACGACCCCGCUGCCUCCGAGAAGGUGUCUAGCGCUCUGAACAAGGCACUGCGCGUCGUCUUCAUCAAGGGACCCGAGAACCGGGGUCUGGAGAACGCUGCCCUGGCCCUGGCAAAGCAGGCUGCCCAGCAGGAGACCGCCAUCUAUGUCCUGAACAAGCAGGCUGACAUCGGAGAUCUGGCCAACAAGCUGAACUCCAUCCGCAGCAACAACAACAACAAGCCCGAGGUGCACUUCGUCAAGUACCGCACUCCCGAGGAUGCGGCCAACGCCCAGCGCGCCAUCCAAGGACAGUACGAUCAGCUUGGAGGAUCCUCCCAGUCCACCGAUGGUGGUGUCGCUUCCUCCCUAAACUUCGCCUCCCAGCCGGCGCCUGCUCAUGAAAAUAUUGGUGGUUCUGCCAGCGCUCCAGGCGCUAGCUACUUGCCUGCCAACAUUUUCCGCCGUCUCCGUUUCUAA
Messenger RNA from Drosophila persimilis, 768 nucleotides. RefSeq lists its product as uncharacterized. The transcript has 2 exons. The coding region runs from base 1 to 768 and encodes 255 amino acids. Lineage: Eukaryota; Metazoa; Arthropoda; Insecta; Diptera; Drosophilidae. The record is from RefSeq and is a predicted model, not a curated record.